AGCCUACUUGAGUGCGAAGAGAGAGAGAGAGAGAGAGAGAGAGAGGAAAGUCCGAGUGAAUCCUCCAUUGUUGUCGGUUGUAGGUGAGAAAAUAGCUGUGUUUAACAUUUCUCGCCAAUUGUCAACAUCUCCAUAUCCACACGGUUGAAAAGUCGCAUGCAUUUCCGUUUUCGAUUACUACUCUGCAAGAAGAAGGGGAGAGAGAGGUACAACACAGAUAGAGAGACCUACCGCCUCAGCCUCCUGACACGUGAAGCUCUUAAUUGCUUGCACCUGCAAAAACCAACACUACCCACAUCUUCCAAAACCUGUAUUUACCUCGCUUUCUGUCACUCUUGCUUCUCCUCCUCUACCUGUCUCUGUUUUUGCAGCUAAUGCUGUCUCAGAUUUUAUUCAAUAUCUCUAUUUAAUUCCCCAAUUCUUUCCCUUUACAAUACACCCUUUUCUCUAUUUAAUAAUACCCACCAUUCAAUUUUGCAUACUUCUCCACUUUCUUUAGCUUUUUCGCAUCUCUCUCAAUCCGCAGCCGUGAUUUAUAUUAGUGUAUUCCUCCAUGCACGGCUACAGCCGCCUCGGCAACGGCCGCUCCGUCGCUGCAACCACCACACCUUCUCCUCCCUCCUCCCCUCGUCUUCGCCAUAGCCGUAGCAAGUCUGGUGGGAAUGGUGGAGGUACUGGUGGCGGUGCUGGCGGUGGUAGUGGACGUGGCUCCAAACAGAAUUGGGUGGAGGCGUUAAUGUUUUCACUUGUUUCUUUGGUUUUUAAGAGAAGAGGCGUGCUUUUAUUAGCGCCUUUGUUGUAUAUUUCUGGGAUGAUGUUGUAUAUGGGAUCUUUGAGUUUUGACGUAGAUUUGAAUUUAAAGAAUGGCGGUGUUGUUGUACGGAAGCGUCCUCCGCCGGGGUCCGUGUACCGGAGUCCACAGGUUUUUAAGAAGCUGUGGCCGCAUAUGGAGGCUGAAGGCAAUGGAAGCCGCAAUGCGCUGAGGAGGGCGUGGGAUCCAAAACUGCGUGAACGUUGGAAGCCUUGUGGCAACAAGAAUAUUACUGAAACAGAAUUGCCAAAGUCUAAUGGUUUUCUUAUAAUUGAGGCUAAUGGUGGCUUGAAUCAACAACGUUUAUCGAUAUGCGAUGCAGUUGCUGUGGCAGGAUUACUGAAUGCUACUCUUGUAAUUCCAUUUUUUCAUUUGAACAGUGUCUGGCAAGAUUCCAGCAAAUUUGGAGACAUAUUUGAUGAAGAUUUCUUUAUACAUGCGCUUAAGAAUGAUGUGGAUGUAGUUCCAGAACUCCCAAGAGAAGUACUUGACCAGUUUGACAAUAAUAUAAGUAGUAUUGUAAAUUUGAGAGUAAAGGCGUGGUCCAGUCCAGCCUACUAUCUUCAGAAAGUGCUUCCAAAGCUGAUGCAGAUGCGGGCAGUUCGCAUUGCCCCUUUCUCCAAUAGACUGGCUCAAGCAGUUCCUCCAGAUAUCCAGAGGCUUAGAUGCUUAGCCAAUUUUGAAGCACUGAGGUUUUCAGAACCUAUAAGAACUCUUGCAGAGAAGAUGGUUGAUCGAAUGGUUAAGAAUAGCUCACAGAGUGGGGGCAAAUAUGUUUCUGUGCAUCUUCGGUUUGAAAUGGAUAUGGUUGCAUUUUCAUGCUGUGAGUAUGAUGGCGGGGAGGAAGAGAAACAUGAAAUGGAUAUUGCUAGAGAAAGAGGCUGGAGAGGAAAAUUCAGGAGAAGAGGUAGGGUAAUAACGCCAGGAGCAAAUCGUGUGGAUGGGAAAUGCCCUUUAACCCCACUAGAGGUGGGAAUGAUGCUUAGGGGCAUGGGUUUUUACAAUACCACCUCAGUUUAUGUUGCAGCAGGUAAUAUUUAUAAAGCGGACAAGUUUAUGGCUCCACUUAAACGGAUGUUUCCGCGUUUAGAAACAAAAGAUACACUAGCUACUACAGAAGAACUUGCUCCAUUUAAGGGCCACUCAUCUAGGUUGGCUGCUCUGGAUUAUACAGUUUGCCUGCACAGUGAAGUCUUUGUCACAACUCAAGGUGGAAAUUUUCCCCACUUUUUGAUGGGUCAUAGGCGUUAUUUGUAUGGAGGUCAUGCAAAGACGAUUAAACCUGACAAAAGAAAAUUGGCUCUCUUAUUUGAUAAGCCCAAUAUCAGAUGGGAAGUCUUCAAGCGACAGAUGCAAGAUAUGCAUCGACACAGUGAUGUCAAGGGAUCUGAAUUGAAAAAACCCAGUGGAUCACUUUACACAUUCCCUAUGCCUGAUUGCAUGUGUAAAUCACCCAAAGCAAGACAUGGAGACACCAAUAAGACAACAAAACUGAAGCUCUAGCCAGGUGAUAGUUUCUGGAGUUAUAGAAUUGUUAUACGUGUAAUUUUUUUGGUGUAUCAUGAAAAUUAACGAGCAGAAAAGAGUGUCAUUAGAUUUUAUUCUUUGAGAAGGGCUGGAGGAGAACAUUACAGGUUUAUUCAUCAAUGUUCAUUACCUCGCCUAUGAUUGGAAUGUUGUCCUCAAUUUCACUGUAAAUGAUGCAUUAAAAAAAAAAAAUUGUUAUUAGUUGGCAACAAAAUUGUUGGAAGUUUGGAUGGUAUCUCUCAAUUUAUAUUCA
Molecule: messenger RNA, 2591 nt
Organism: Hevea brasiliensis (rubber tree)
Lineage: Eukaryota; Viridiplantae; Streptophyta; Magnoliopsida; Malpighiales; Euphorbiaceae
Product: O-fucosyltransferase 9
Exons: 10
Coding region: 554-2314 (586 amino acids)
Source: RefSeq, a predicted model, not a curated record